CAGGGGGGACAGGCCACCACCAUUGAGUCAUCCAUGGUCAACAGUUGGGUUUUGGGCUUAAAGGAUCAAGUUUUGGUUCAAAGGGUUCAGUUUUGGGUUCAAAGGGUUCAGUUUUGGGUUCAGAGGGUUCAGUUUUGGGUUCAAAGGGUUCAGUUUUGGGUUCAAAGGGCUCAGUUUUGGUUCAAAAGGUUCAGUUUUGGGUUCAAAGGGUUCAGUUUUGGGUUCAGUUUUGGGUUCAAAGGGUUCAGUUUUGGGCUCAAAGGGUUCAGUUUUGGGUUCAAAGGGUUCAGUUUUGGGCUCAAAGGGUUCAGUUUUGGGUUCAGAGGGUUCAGUUUUGGGCUCAAAGGGUUCAGUUUUGGGUUCAGAGGGUUCAGUUUGGGGUUCAAAGGGUUCAGUUUUGAUUCAAAGGGUUCAGUUUGGGGUCCAGAGGGUUCAGUUUUGGUUCAAAGGGUUCAGUUUUGGGCUCAAAGGGUUCAGUUUUGGGUUCAGAGGGUUCAGUUUGGGCUCAAAGGGUUCAGUUUUGGUUCAAAGGGUUCAGUUUUGGGCUCAAAGGGUUCAGUUUUGGUUCAAAGGGUUCAGUUUUGGGCUCAAAGGGUUCAGUUUUGGGUUCAGAGGGUUCAGUUUGGGCUCAAAGGGUUCAGUUUUGGGCUCAAAGGGUUCAGUUUUGGGUUCAAAGGGUUCAGUUUUGGGCUCAAAGGGUUCAGUUUUGGGUUCAAAGGUUUCAGUUUUGGGUUCAGAGGGUUCAGUUUUGGUUCAAAGGGUUCAGUUUUGGGCUCAAAGGGUUCAGUUUUGGGUUCAGAGGGUUCAGUUUGGGGUUCAGAGGGUUCAGUUUGGGGUUCAAAGGGUUCAGUUUUGGGUUCAGAGGGUUCAGUUUUGAUUCAAAGGGUUCAGUUUUGGGUUCAAAGGGUUCAGUUUUGGGUUCAAAGGGUUCAGUUUUGGGUUCAAAGGGUUCAGUUUUGGGUUCAGAGGGUUCAGUUUUGGUUCAAAGGGUUCAGUUUUGGGCUCAAUGAUGAUGUCAUCGCUUGGGUUUGAGUCUCUCGGCCAAUCUCAAGGUUGAGUUUCUGGGGUGCAGCGCUGGGUUAGGAAGGGGGCGGAGCUCACCAGGGCGUGUCCCAUGGGUGUGUCCCAUGGGUGUGUCCCAUGGGUGUGUCACUGGGUGUAUCCCAUGGGUGUGUCCCUGGGUGUGUCACUGGGUGUGUCACUGGGUGUGUCCCAUGGGUGUGUCACAUGGGUGUGUCCCUGGGUGUGUCCCAUGGGUGUGUCACUGGGUGUGUCCCAUGGGUGUGUCACUGGGUGUGUCCCUGGGUGUGUCCUAUGGGUGUAUCCCAUGGGUGUGUCACAUGGGUGUGUCCCAUGGGUGUGUCCCAUGGGUGUGUCACUGGGUGUGUCCCAUGGGUGUGUCACUGGGUGUGUCACUGGGUGUGUCCCAUGGGUGUGUCACUGGGUGUGUCCCAUGGGUGUAUCCCAUGGGUGUGUCCCUUGGCCAUGUCCCAUGGCCGUGUCCCUUGGGUGUCUCCCUUGGCCGUGUCCCUUGGGUGUCUCCCGUGGGUGUGUCCCAUGGGUGUGUCCCUUGGCCGUGUCCCUUGGCCGUGUCCCGUGGGCGUGUCCCUUAGGUGUCUCCCGUGGGUGUGUCACUGGGUGUGUCCCUGGGCCAUUUUCCAAUGGGCGUGUCCCAUGGACAUGUCCCGUGGGUGUGUCACAUGGGUGUGUCCCAUGGGUGUGUCACAGGGCAUGUCCUGUGGGCGUGUCCCUGGGGUGUAUCCCAUCUGUGUGUCCCAUGGGUGUAUCCCGUGGGUGUGUCCCAGGGCGUGUCCCAU
Molecule: messenger RNA, 1817 nt
Organism: Poecile atricapillus (Black-capped chickadee)
Lineage: Eukaryota; Metazoa; Chordata; Aves; Passeriformes; Paridae
Exons: 2
Coding region: 34-1032 (332 amino acids)
Source: RefSeq, a predicted model, not a curated record